CGAUUCAACCAAUGCCGAAGUAGAAGGCACCACUCCUUCCGAAUCCAAAAUAGUUAAGCGGCUGGAAAGCAUUAUUAUUGAGGCCACCGGAAGAGUAAUUAUUACUUCCUUUGCUUCGAAUGUCUACCGGCUCAAAAAAGUGAUUGAAAUUGCCAAAAGAACGGACAAAAAAAUCGUUUUACUGG
Molecule: messenger RNA, 185 nt
Organism: Ambispora leptoticha
Lineage: Eukaryota; Fungi; Glomeromycota; Glomeromycetes; Archaeosporales; Ambisporaceae
Source: the annotation of a GenBank genome assembly